Messenger RNA from Selaginella moellendorffii, 1590 nucleotides. RefSeq names its product 28 kDa inner dynein arm light chain, axonemal. NCBI's taxonomy places the organism in Eukaryota, Viridiplantae, Streptophyta, Lycopodiopsida, Selaginellales, Selaginellaceae. Bases 48 to 776 code for a protein of 242 amino acids. The record is from RefSeq and is a predicted model, not a curated record. Gene Ontology annotation, molecular function: dynein heavy chain binding. The transcript is spliced from 7 exons. Gene Ontology annotation, cellular component: axoneme.
UGGCGCGGCCAUGGCGAGCUCGGAUAUGUGGCCGUCCCUGCUCAAGUAUGGGAAUGCCAGUGUCAUUCUCACCAAGGAAGCUGCAAGCCCCAAGAGAAAGGUAUCCUCCCCCUCUCGAUAGGGUUCUUACGUCCUUCCAGGGUUCCAAGCAAGCGCCGGCAGAGCCAAAGCCGCUUGCGACACAGCAAACGGAGGACAUUCUUGAUGCGAUUCUACCCCCGAGGCAAUGGGUUGAGGACGGGCAGCAAUGGAUCCAGAAGGUGUCCAGUACGCCUGCGACUCGGCUGGACGUUAUAAAUCUCCAAGAAAAACUGGAUCAAGAAUUGCAACGCCGGCAGGCACGCGAGACUGGCAUUUGUCCCAUCCGAGAGGAGCUCUAUGCUCAGUGCUUUGACGAGUUGAUCCGGCAAGUGACUGUUAACUGUGCAGAGCGGGGGCUUCUUUUGCUUCGGAUCCGCGACGAGCUCAGGAUGACUAUUGCGGCAUAUCAAACACUCUACGAGAGCAGUGUUGCCUUCGGAUUGAGAAAGUCAUUGCAGGCUGAAUGCGGCAAAGCCGACAUGGAGAAUCGCAUUCAGCAACUCGAAGGAGAGCUCAAAGAACUCGAUCGUCAAGUGGCCGAGUGGAAGAACAAGUGUGAGAUGACCGAGAAGCAAAACGCCGAGAAGAAAGCUUACGACGAUAAGAAGCAUGCCGAGGAAGUGGCAUACUACACUCGCUCGAACAAGCAACUCAAGGCCCAGCUUGAGGCCUUCCUUGCUCCGGCCAAGAAAUGAAACUCCCACAGCUUCUUCUUCUUCUUCUUCCACCAGUGUUCAGCGAACUACCUAAAAGUGCUUCUGGAAUGAAACACUCAAAAAACAAAAGCGCUGUGUGUGGAGAUCGGGGGGUGGGAACUUAGGAAGUCGAAGAUGGUGGUGGUCUGUGCGAUCAAGUCAUGGGACUGGGAAGGAUUUUCCGUGGCACAUACAUCGAUAGGUGGAAGGGCAAGCCUCCGAGUCUCGCGACUCGAGGCACAUAAAGCUGAUGGUAACUCUGAGACACGGCGAGCAAGGGCCACAGGCGUGAGAGCAGUCUGGGAGCGCCGAGCCAGCCAUCAUCGACAGCUCCUUGGAUCUGUUCCGAGGGACCUGGGGGCAGCAAUGGUCGCGUUAGAAACAGGAAAGCAGUGCUCGACCACAUUCUACCUCUUCCGCGGUGCUGUUGAUGGUGAUUUGUGCUUGGAUGGUUUUGCUCUCGUCGGGCACUGCUUGGCAAUGAACGAGAAGCAUGAGCUCAUCGGGAACAGGAACAUGAACUUAGACAAAGAACUUACGAGGCCGAUGUGUGGAAGAGAGCGGCAAGGUUGCGACGAGGACGAUGACGACGAGCAACAAGUGUAGAGGCGAUGGUUGGAUCAUCGUGUCGCAAAACGGAAAAGCUUGCUUUGAGCGAUCCAACCUGAGUCGAGCGGAAAAAGCGAUGGAAAGCUUAAAUACUCAAGCAAGUACAUUAUGCUCUUCACAGAUGGGGAGCUCCCGCUAUAAACGCGAGAGAAUUUGUGCACAAGCGGCAUAGCGGGUAUCAUAAACCGAAAAAGGAAUCUCAUUA